UGGCUCGGAUAGUAAGCCACCCACCAGGUUCACGAUCAGAUGGAAAUAUUGAUCCUGGAUAAGGGGCAUCUGUGUUCCGUCUGUUGGCAAACACGUUUUACUACAUCCUCAUUGAGCAGUGUGACUUGAAGUGAUAUUCAAUAACUAAUUUAUUUAUUAUCGUUAACAUUUUUCUCACGAGCGUGACAUGGUGGUGGUCUAUUACCAGUGAUCAUACCGAAACGAAAAUCUCCUACAAUGUUUUUACAAAAUUAGUCAGAUGACCUAGAUGCGCCAGUACGCUUCAAUCGAAAAUGCCUCUGCCAAACAUCCUGAAAAAGGCAAGCAGUUACAUUUUAGGCGAUUGUAGUCAGGACAAUCGUCGCACUGUGUACCAGGAUGGCGAGGCGUUGUUUUGUAAAAAUAAUGUCUGUGUCCACCCGCCAACGUUGAUGAGACAAAACUCCGACGUGGUGCAUCAUCCUGGAUAUAUGGCGAUAACCUGUAGAUUCAAUAAGAAUUCAAAUAUACCAACGCUGCACCUUAGUUGGAUUCCUAACAGCACGCUUCGGAAGCAUCCUGCAACAUUAGAAAAUAUAAAUGCGAAGAAGCUCGAUUCUGCCACACAUCGGGACGGUGAGAUAGGCAAUCACCCAUCCCAAAUAUCCGAAGAAAGCUGUAAUUUAAAGAGUGACUAUGAACACACCAGCGAGAAGGUCGAUGUAUGCUUAGAAGUGAAGGAACCUGUAAGUUGUGGAGAUUGCGAGCGCGUUUGUUCCGGUGGAUUUCCGCGAAAUACGGAACCGGAAGCGGAACCGGAACCGGAAUCGGAACCUAAUGGCAUCAACGUGACGAAUGAUAACAGAGAAUAUUUGUGUGACGAGCAAACUGUAUUUUCAUCGGAAGACAAAGAAGCGUCAAACACUGAUGAUCUUACUCAAAAAGAUGUUCAGCCUGACGCUUCACCGUCUGCUAUACGCGAAGAGAGCGACUGUAGUAUCGGUUUAAACCGAUUACGUUCUGAAUCCGUGGAUGAAAAACACGAUGAAAGUCACAAUAGCGAGGAUGAAAAAGCUGACAAAGUACAAGAAGCUGAUAGGAAAAGCGUGGAUGAAGAACUUAGAUAUCCAUAUUACGAUGAUGGUAGUCUUAAGAGUCGUAGUAUGUCGUUAACUUCCACUUGUAGUCUAUCUGUCGCUGAAGAAAUCCCAACAUGGAUGAGAACACCCGAACUAUUGGCAUUGCAGCAUAACCUUACGUUUCCUGAAAGUGCUACAGCUUCUCCUGUUACCUUACGUAGAGCACACAGAUGUAGGAGGUUUUCUGUUGAUCUCAGUGAAAUGAGAUCUUUAAGGUUGUUCUUUGCGGAUCCAGCUUGUACCUCUGGUCAAUUAGUAGUCGCAAGUAGAGAGAGUCAAUACAAAAUUCUGCAUUUCCAUCAUGGUGGUUUAGAUAGAUUAGCAGCAAUUUUACACCAGUGGCAUCAGUUACUUUAUCCAAGAUUGAACGAGGAUACUGAAGAAGGCCUUCCGUAUAGACAUUUUAUGGUAUGUCGACCAGAGGUAAGUCGUGAUGAACUACAUCCAGAAGAGGGACAAGUACCAAUGAUCACCUCAUUAGCAUGGAAAGAUUUAUUGAAUGAAAAAGGUCAGGUAGAAGAUGAUCUUGCACUUCGCAAAGGAAUAUUUUUUGGUGGAUUAGAACCUGCAUUAAGGAAAAUUGUAUGGCCAUUUCUUCUUCAUUGUUAUUCAUAUCAAAGCACCUACGAAGAAAGGGAACAAUUAGAUAUCAUUCUAAAACAAGAAUACGAGGAGAUUCAAAAACAUAGGACAAAUAUGAAUCCAAAACAGGCAGAACACUUUUUGCGAAAUGUGGUGUGUAUUGUAGAAAAGGAUGUUGUUCGUACAGAUAGAGGAAAUCCAUAUUACGCAGGAGAAGAUAACCCCAAUAUUGAAGUAAUGAAAAACAUUUUAUUGAAUUAUGCAGUUUAUAAUUCUCGCUUGGGAUAUACACAAGGCAUGUCCGAUUUGUUAGCACCAUUGUUGGCUGAGCUCAAUUCAGAAACAGAAGCUUUUUGGUGUUUUGCUGGUUUAAUGGAAAGAUCUGUAACUGUAUGCACGCCUACUGAUGUUGAUAUAGACAGAAACUUAUGUUAUUUAAGGGAAUUAGUUAGGAUAAUGGUACCAGACUUUUAUGCACAUCUUCAAAAACAUACAGAUGCCUUAGAACUUCUAUUUUGUCAUCGAUGGAUACUUCUAUGUUUGAAACGGGAGUUUCCAACUGAAAUAGCAUUAGUAAUGUGGGAAGCUUGUUGGGUAAAUUAUUUAACAGAUCACUUUCAUCUGUUCCUUUGCCUUGCUAUAAUAUGUGUUUAUGCUGAAGAUGUAAUAGCACAAGAUCUUAGAACGGAUGAAAUGUUAUUAUAUUUUAGUUCUUUAGCCAUGUAUAUGGAUGGAAGUCUCAUAUUGAGAAAGGCUAGAGGCCUACUACAUCAUUUUCGCCAGCUUGUUCGUCUACCCUGUACAUUAGUAGGACUUUGUCGUCCGUAUGGUCCAGGAAUGUGGGAUUGUACUCAUGACCCUGUUAUAGAAUGUGUGGGUCAUGAAAUUGCAUCAUGCCCGCAUUUGUUACUGCAAUCAGUAUACGGCCGUACUUUUAAAUGCUGUUCUUAUGUGAAAUAAAUACGUUACAGACAUUUCAGUUAACUAAAAUGUUCUGAGUAAUAACAGAAGUUAAUGAAAGUAAUAUUUGACUCAUAUUCUAUUUGUAUGAAAAAAUUCUUAAUCAAUUUAACAUACAAGAAGGAAAUUAUACAUUUGUAUUAUCAGGUUCUUAUUUGUAUAUCUUAUCAAUUUACAAAUGCUGAUCUUAAGUUACCUGCCAGGUUAAAGUUGAUUAUAAAUAAAAAUCAAAAAGAUACAUUCUAAUAUUCAAUGUUUUACAACAGCUCCUACGAAAUAAAUAUUCUAUUAAAUAAUUAGAUAGAACUCAUAUGACCGUAACGAGUUCUAAUUGAAAACCUGUAGUACAAUUAAAGACUGAUGACCAAAUGAGAGUGGAGUAGUACAAGCAGCCUAGCUUUAAUAUCUCCAAACAAAAAAGAAAGCUUUCCAUCACAUAAACAUAUUUGUUAAAUACAAUUAAUAAGGUGCCAUUUUACAGCUUGGUACAGAUUUUAUGAGCCUUAAUCUGAAAACAAAAUCUAAUCUGACAUCAACAAACUAAAUCAAAUAUUUGAUAUAAGGAUUAUAAAAAUAUUUAUUACAUAUUCAUUAUAUUUCUUGGUCAAUUAAUAAUACACGUGUGUUCACUUUAGAAUGUUCAUCUAUACAGUGUUUUCAACAUUUCUUUUUUUACAAAACAAUUUUUAAAUUAAUAUUAAUUGCACAUGUUCACUGUAUACAUUGUAUCAUUUUCAUCUUUAAAUGUACCUAAUUGUUUACAAGUGGAAAUUUAUAAAACCAGAAUAUUAAUUUACAUAAAUUUCUAUAAGUACCUUGCUGAACAGUUUCUUUUAAUUUUUUCUAACCCAUAGUGUAUUUAUUCUAAUUCAUUUACUCGGAACAAGUUAUUAUAUAAUAUAAAAGACACAUAAAAGAGUACUUCUUUUUAUAUAUCAAAUUAUUUCAUCGGUUUUCAAAUAUAUAUUUAAGUAUUCUGUUAUAAAAAAUAUAUUAUAGAAGAACGGUUGAAUAGUUAUUUGUAUGGUAGUUUACAACUUCAUGAACAUGUGAAUGAAUUUCAUAUAUUUAGUAACAAUUUUCAAUGAAGUUGAAAGACUUCAUACAAAUAAUUAAAUAGUUUUACUAUACCACUUUAUGUUGUUAGAGUAUGACAAAGAAAUCUAUUUGUGUUAACAAUUGACAGCACAUCUAAGUAAACAUAAUAUAUAAAUAUAAAUAAACAGAAAUAUGUAUAUACGUAUAAAAAUAAAUUAAAAUAAGCUUAUAUAAUUAUUUAUUUAUCUUUAUUCGUCUAUUUUUAGAAAAUAUAUGUAUACACAUCUUAUUUACUGUAUACUAUACUUGUACAGGUACACGGUAUGAGAGGCAUAUUGUGAAUACUUUGUUGGCAGUUUUACACAUACCAUGUAUCAAAAUAUGUUUUGCAAUAUUCAAAUUAUAUUUAUUUGACUAAUAAUAUUCAUUUCAUAUAUUUUUUUGUGCGCCAUAUAAACUAAACAUAAAUAUUAGAAAAUCACAGAACUGAAUUCGUUUUUUUGUUUUAAUGAGAAGCGCUAAAUAGGCCAUCCUCAUUUUUUUUUGACACUAAGUAUACAUAUUAAUUACAAACUUAUUCUCUUAACCUUCAUACCGACUAAUAGUUGAUAGAACAUUAGUGUUGGCCACCAAAGAUUACUUAUUUGAAAGACAUUUUCUAUACAGUAAAACCU
This is a messenger RNA of Nomia melanderi (Alkali bee), 4372 nucleotides long. RefSeq names its product TBC1 domain family member 16 (gene TBC1D16). NCBI's taxonomy places the organism in Eukaryota, Metazoa, Arthropoda, Insecta, Hymenoptera, Halictidae. The record is from RefSeq and is a predicted model, not a curated record. Gene Ontology annotation, cellular component: early endosome. Gene Ontology annotation, molecular function: GTPase activator activity. Gene Ontology annotation, biological process: activation of GTPase activity.